GGGCAGUUGGAGGUUUGAAGCCAAACAGGCGAUUAGAAUGUCAUCGUUUUCUUUCACUACUCCAUAUUAUUCCUCUCUGCAAAUCCUUCUUUCCGAUCGCAGCUUCAACCAAGCAACCACAUCUGUCCUUCUGAAUCGGAAUCUCUUUCCGAUUUCAUCAAAAUUUUUGAGAAUUUCUUCACGCAGACACAGGUUUCACGCAAACUCUGUUCGCUCAGGUGCUGAAACUGAAGAACCUCGAGCUCAGCAUUCGCCCGAAAGUAAUGCAGUUUCGAACAAUGGAAGCAAGCUUUCUACAAGUUUUCUAUCUUAUCUCUGUCCUUUACUCAAGAUUUUCGCUGGAGGAGAUCCUUCGAGAGAGAGGAAUUUUACUUUGGAGGUAGCCACAUCUUCCUUAUCUACAUUGGCUAGGCUUCCAUGGGGCUCAAGAACGUUGUCGGAUAGUUCUCAAAGCAAUAGGAAUAUUAAUUUGGAGCCUCUGUUGCCUUUGCAACUCUAUGAAUUUGAGGCAUGCCCCUUUUGCAGGAGGGUUCGAGAGGCCUUAACUGAACUGGAUCUUUUAGUAGAGGUUUAUCCUUGUCCCAAGGGUUCUAUUAGACAUCGGGACAUAGUUAAGAAAUGUGGUGGCAAAGAGCAGUUUCCUUUUCUUAUUGAUCCAAAUACCAGUACUUCAAUGUAUGAAAGUGGUGAUAUCGUGAAAUACCUCUUUCAUCAGUAUGGAAAUGGUAGAAACCCCUCAACGUGGCUUUUAGAAAGUACAUUGUUUACGGGGUGGAUGCCAACAAUUCUUAGGGCUGGUAGAGGAAUGACAUUGUGGGGAAAGGCCUCGACAGACCCACCGCCAAAAAAGUUGGAACUUUUCUCAUACGAAAACAAUCCGUAUGCUCGAAUUGUGCGCGAGGCAUUAUGUGAGUUGGAGCUUCCUUACAUCCUUCAUAACGUGGGAGAAGGAUCUCUACGGACAAAGCUACUUCUUGACGUUUCCGGAUCAAAAGAGGUACCCUACUUUAUUGAUCCCAAUACUGGUAUUGAAACUGGCAACUACAAGCAGAUUUUGUCUCAUAUAUUCCAGACGUAUUCUGCAGCUACCCUAUAGUCUUCAUGUCUGAUACCAUUAAAUUUCUUACCCGUGAAGCAACAGAAGACUUUGUUAAACAUGCUUUUAAGGCUGUAGGAUACUCUUUUAUAAACUAAGGUAUUCACUGUAUCCUAAAAUUAUCAUAUCCUAAGUCCCUAUUGAUGAAUAUGUCUAAUGUAUUAUUAUGUUAC
Molecule: messenger RNA, 1269 nt
Organism: Cucurbita moschata (crookneck pumpkin)
Lineage: Eukaryota; Viridiplantae; Streptophyta; Magnoliopsida; Cucurbitales; Cucurbitaceae
Exons: 10
Coding region: 38-1096 (352 amino acids)
Cellular component (GO): chloroplast
Source: RefSeq, a predicted model, not a curated record